AUGGCAUUAUCAGAAAGCACACCUCUGGUUCCCUCCACCACCUCCUCCUCGACAGAAGAAGUCUUGGACUUUGCCAAGGCGAGCACCAAAACACUGACUUUGCUUCUCGGCUCCAUCCAAGUCUUUGUUCUGGUCUUUUUUCUGUUUGGGACGACCUAUUCCCCGGAAGAUUACUCGCCAUCCGAGUAUCAAGUCUUUCGAGAUAUCAUGGUGAUGCUCUUGCUUGGUUUUGGAUACCUCAUGACCUUUCUCAAGAAAUAUGGCCUGGGAGCGGUCGGCUUGACCAUGAUGCUCACGGUCAUUGCCAUUCUCUUGAAUGUUCCAGUGGAAUUAUUCUGCCGUUUCCUCUUUGGAGAAAAAGAAGAUACUUCCUUUCCAUUGCCGCUCAAAGUCCCCACCUUUGUUGAUGGAGAGUUUAGUGCAGCGACCUUGCUCAUUUCCUAUGGAGCUGUGAUUGGACGUGCGAGUCCAGUCCAACUCGUCGUCAUGGCCAUUUGUCAAUCCUUUUUUUACGCCUUUAACAAGGUCGUCAUUGUGUUGGGAUUUUUGGGUGCCGAAGAUGUGGGUGGCUCGAUGACCAUACACAUGUUUGGAGCCUACUUUGGAUUAGCAGUAUCCAAGGCUCUGGGUCCACCCAAGGUCUCCAGCAGCUCCAAUGCGGAACCCAGUCAAGUUUCGGACGUCUUUGCCUUGAUUGGAACGACAUUGUUGUGGGUGUACUGGCCCUCUUUUGUCGGGGCGACAGAAACAGGAGUUUCUCUCAAUGAGAAUGUCUGCGUCAUUCAUACCGUCAUGGCCUUGCUCGGAAGUACCAUCGCGUCGUUUUAUUUGAGUCAAAAGUUGGGACAUGGAAAAUUGGAUCCCGUCCACAUUGCCAACUCGACCUUGGCCGGAGGUGUUGCUGUUGGUUCGUCGGCGCGUUUGGCCAUGACGCCUGGCGGUGCCUUCCUUCUGGGUAUGGCGGCCGGUGUCGUGUCAGUCUACGGGUACAAGUAUUCCACACCAAAGCUGGAAGAAAAGUUUGGAAUCUACGAUACUUGCGGCGUGGGAAAUCUCCAUGGCUGGCCCUCAGUCUUGGGCGGACUCCUGAGCAUUGUCUUUGUGGCCAUGAACUCCGAUGCGGAAUUCUUGAAUCAUGAAGCAUUGACGCAAUGUGUAGCUCAGUUUCUGGCCGUUUUGUCGACGGUGGCAAUCGCCGCAAGUACUGGCUACGUGACAGGCAAAGUCAUGAUGAAGACGGUGGGUGAGGCGCCAGACGAAUACGAUGACAGCCUCUGGUGGGAGGGCGAAUAUUUUGAAGCCGAGGAGAAAAAGGAGAAAGUCUAA
Messenger RNA from Cylindrotheca closterium, 1326 nucleotides. NCBI's taxonomy places the organism in Eukaryota, Bacillariophyta, Bacillariophyceae, Bacillariales, Bacillariaceae. The record is from the annotation of a GenBank genome assembly.